Molecule: messenger RNA, 2349 nt
Organism: Yamadazyma tenuis ATCC 10573
Lineage: Eukaryota; Fungi; Ascomycota; Pichiomycetes; Serinales; Debaryomycetaceae
Source: RefSeq, a predicted model, not a curated record
CUAUCAAGACGUUCAACUACAAGUCUCCUAUAAUAUCGAUAGCCGUGAACAAUGACAAUAUUAUAGCAUUAGGCUCGGUUGCGGGUCCUAUCCAAAUAAUUUUUAAUGAUGAUAACGACAACGAAAAGAUCUUAAGGUGGCAUAUCGGCCCUGCCAAGACGUUGCAUUUUCAUGAAAACUUCUUGUUAUCGGGAGGUGAUGAAAAGGUUCUUGUUAUUUGGCAAAUUGAUAACGAUAAGACCCAAUUUUUACCUAGGUUGAACGGUGUCAUAGAUAAAAUCUCCGUCGAUGUCAACAAACCCGACAACUACAACUUAGCCUUAAAUAUCAAUGGUCAGUACGAAUUGUUGGUGUUGUCCGCAGUUGAUUUGGUUUCUAGGUUGUCUGUGAACAGCAUCAGGCCCAACUUAAAGAGGAAGUUGAACAUCAAAAACUCCACCUCAAUUGUGGAAGCGAACCCAAAGACAAACCACUUGUAUUUGCCCAGUGGUUCGUUUAUUCAGGCGUUUGACUUGGUGAAAAAUGAACAGUUGUUUCACCAGACGGUUUCUUCGGUAGUACCUACCGGUAAAGUCAAAUCUGAAUUGAAGUUGAUGGACCCAGCAGUGUCGCAAUUGAAGUUCAGUAGCGAUGGAGAGUGGAUGUGCACCUUGGACAUUGUCAAUAACAAUGAGAUUGAAAACUUGUUGAGCCAGGAUGAUAAAAACUAUGCGUUGAAGUUUUGGAAACCUGCCAGUGCCAGCGGCUGGGAAUUGGUCACCAAGAUCAUAGACCCACACUUGAAGGUUCAAGUAUUGAGUGUUAUGCCCUAUCAAAACGGGUUCAUCACAGCAGAUGCGAGUGCCAACUUACGGUUCUGGAAGUUAAGAAAUAAGUCCUGGGCGGUGGUAAAGACUCUUGAUUUGAUGAAACCAGAGUCCAAGUCUGUGGACUUGGCUAUUAGUGAAGACAACUCGGUCAUAGUAGUAAGUCAUGAUAAUGUGGUGUACAUGGUUAACUCCAACUUCAAGUUGGUGCAGCCGUUGUCUCUUGUGGAGUCUCAUAUCCGGUCAAUUGAGUUGGUGGGAACAGACUUGAUCAUAUUGAGUAAAACCAAACUUGUGUCUUUCAACUUGGUUACGUUUGAGUUCAACAGUUUAAUGGCUCAGGUGGCUGUCGCACAGGGAAAGACAUAUCUUUGUACCAACAACCAGCUAGUAGCUUUGGCGUUGAAUAUCCAAGACUCAGAAAGGUGUAAAGUGAUGUUAUUCAAGCCCAAUGAUUUGCAUCCAGUUUUCGCAACCAUUCACAGCACCUACGUCAACAGUAUAAUUCCCUAUAAUGAUGGGUUCUUGUUUGUAGACAACGAGUUAAGAAGCGGAAUAAUCUCUACCAACCAGUUGAGAUUAAAAUCCGAUGAGUCUGAGAUCAACGGAACAUCCAUAACGGCAGCAGCAGCCAAUUCCUCUGUCCCAGCCGAUGAGAUUGAAAACUUUUCAUUUAAGACAUUCGACUUGAACUCAUUUAAUAAUAUCUUUGAAACCGACAACUUGGAUACGUUAUUUGAUAAAAUCAUUAAGAUUGUAAAAUAACAAUCUAUUAUAUAUACAAAUUGUGUAUUCUUUUGCAUAGGUAUCACUAUAUACAAGCACCAUCACCUUUCAAUGUUCAAGUCUCUUGAUGGCCAAAAUGGACUCGAUCUUGUUCAAGGCAAGUUGCAACAAGUCCUUACGUUUCUGCAAGUUGAUGUGCUGCUCGAUUUUUGGAUCCUCCUUGGCCAACUGCUCAAUUUGGUCAAUCGACAAAUUGUUGAAGAACUUGACAUCAAGUUCUCUGGGGAAGUUAUAAUAGAAAUCAUUCAAUAACUCAACAUUUAAGAACAAAAUCGAGGUCGAAGUCAAUUUCGUAUUAAUCACAUCAAGAUAAACUUCGGGACACUGGACUUUGUUUCCCUUUGCCUUACACUUAUUGUUGUUCUUCAAGAAUUGAUAUCUCAUCUUCAAGAGAGAAAGUCUAUCCUGCAAGAAAUUGGCCAUCUUUCCUCUCUCUAUCAAGGUUGUAGAGAAUCCCAAAGCUUCGGUUGGGUUGAAAUCGAUUUCAGAUUUCAUAUUAUUUAAAUACUUCAUCACUUGGUUUAACUUUCUACCGCCAAUAUGAGCUUUCAAAUCCUGGAACAAAUCAUCGCAACUCUUGAUCUCUUCUCUUAACAAGCUGAUGGCAUUCUCUCUGGAUGCCAACCAUUCCCUGUCUUCAAUUUCGAUCUCAUACUUGAAGGGCUUAAUACAAUUCUCCACCUGGUCGGCAGUUGAAUAGUAUUUAGAGCUCAAUACUUGAUUAGCCACCUCUCUGAUGAGUUUCUUGGUGUGCUGA